This is a messenger RNA of Xiphias gladius (swordfish), 3422 nucleotides long. RefSeq names its product glypican 3 (gene gpc3). The transcript has 8 exons. Lineage: Eukaryota; Metazoa; Chordata; Actinopteri; Istiophoriformes; Xiphiidae. Gene Ontology annotation, biological process: cell migration; positive regulation of canonical Wnt signaling pathway; regulation of protein localization to membrane. Bases 1 to 1749 code for a protein of 582 amino acids. The record is from RefSeq and is a predicted model, not a curated record. Gene Ontology annotation, cellular component: extracellular region; plasma membrane; cell surface.
AUGGUCGGUUCAUCGGUCCACGGUGCGCUCUUUCUGUGCGCCUUCCUCCAGCUGUUCGCCCUGCCCGGCGGACAGGUGCCAAACUGCCAGGAGGUGCGCACGGUGUUCCAGUCUCUGCACCCGGGCUCCAAGUGGGUCCCCGAGACCCCGGUGUCAGGUUCAGAUCUGCAGGUUUGCCAAACCAAAGGCCCGACCUGCUGUUCCAAGAAGAUGGAGGAGCGGUAUCAGGUAGCCGCACGCAGCAAUAUGGAGUCUGGCCUGCAGGUUGUCAGUGCUCAACUCAAACGCCUCAUCAUCCAGAAUGCUGCCAUAUUCCAAGAGGCCUUUGACCUGGUGCUGCGCCAUGGCCGCAACUCUACCCUAGCCAUGCUGAAGUCAGAGUUUCCAGGUCUCGGAAGUGGGGCCCAGAGCUCGGUGGGGCAGCUCUUCUUGGACAUGUCGCUCUACAUCCUUGGCUCAGACUCCGCGGUGGACCACAUGGUGGCGGUGCUCUACGGCCGCCUCUUCCCCCUCACAUACCGCCGCCUUCUGGGGGGCAGCGUGUCCUCUGUGUCUGAGGAGUGUGUAAGAGGAGCCUGGAAGGACUCAGGAGCAUAUGGCCCUUAUCCCAAACUGAUGAUGACCCGUCUGUCUCGCUCCCUCCUGGCCACACGAGUUUUCCUGCAGGCGCUGAACCUGGGAAUCGAGGUUGUCAACACAACAGACCACCUGCGGCCCAACCGGGACUGUAGCCGGGCCCUGCUGAGGCUGUGGUACUGCCCACACUGCCAGGGCUUGCUGGAGCCGCUGGCCUGCAGAGGCUUCUGUCAGGCAGUGAUGCACGGCUGCCUGGGGGGAGCGGCCGAGGUGCAGCCUCACUGGAGGAGCUACGUUGACGGACUGGGGAAGCUGGCUGGUUCCAUGAGGGGAGAGCAGGACAUGGAGGCUGUUGUUCUAAGACUGCCUUCAAUGAUCAAACUGGCUCUUAAGCAUGCUGUGAACUCCCGCAGUCGCCUCAGCGCCCUGGUGAACGGGAUGUGUGGACACACUCCUCAGCGGACCUCACGCUCAGUCGGAUCUCUGCCUCCCCAGCCUCCUGCUGUCUCUGCAGCCCGCAACGCACAGCCCUCAUCCUCCGACUCUGAUGAAACUUUGGCUGGCCUCCGCAGGGAGUUCAUAUCCAACCUGAGGGGCUUCAGCUCCUUCUACAGUGGUCUUGGGGAGGCGUUGUGCAGCCGUGAGCCUGCUCCAGCGAACCACUCCCUCUGCUGGAAUGGGCAGGAGAUGACAGACAGGUUUCCCGGGCCCGGCCUGAAGCGAUCACACCCCGGCUCUGAGUCCAGGAGCAACAAGCCCCCCGAGCCAAUCAUCAGCCAGAUCAUAGACAAACUCAAACACAUCAACCAGUUGCUGCGGCUCGUGACGGUAUCUGAGAAACGCUGGCGAGCCCGGUCGCGUGGUGGUGGACUGGAUGGGUGGGGCGAUGAGGGCGAAGAGGGAUUCGAGAGCGGCGACUGUGACGAUGAAGACGAGUGCACCGGGGUGUCAGGGCUGGGGCCGCCACCGAGACGCAAGCGGCUGCGCAUCUUUGCAGACCUUGCUGAUAACCUAGCAAUGGACGACUUCACCUUCCAGGAGCAGCUACUGACCCCUCGGUUGGCCACUACCGGCGUCGGAGGUGUCUCCUCACCUGCGGCUCCGCUCUGGAGGAGCUACCUGGUCCCGACACUCCCUGUGACGCUUGCUCUGCUCCUGCUUUGUCAGCACUGACCAGUGCCCUCACACUCUCCCAUCACCUCUUUACCGUAGGAUUCGAUACAAAAUCUGUGGAACAUGAAAAAUUUUUUGUUAUGUACUGGUUCCUGAUGUAAAGUUCAGUGGCUAAUCACAGGAAGCAUGAACAACAGAAAAUGUUACAUUUCUCUUUAUCUGUCUCAGCAAGAACGUGUUUUGUUUUAUUCAAAAUCACUGGAUGUUCUCAACAAACCUAUUAAAGCACAGAAGAUAAACCCAUGGCAUUGUGUAAAUAAGAAACUUGCCCUGUGGUCCACUCCCACUAUGGUUGUUACAAUUUUUGAGCCCUCUUGCCUCACCUCCUCUCUGCUCUCAUAUCAACUUCUGUAUAGUUACAAAAUGGCGAGAACCCCCAUCAUUAGUAGGCCUUGUUAUUGGCCUACAAGUGAGGAGCUACUUGGAAAACAGACACAAAGUGACCUUUUUAAAAUGCUCCCACUCCCAGUGCCCUGCAGGAACAAGCUGAGAGGAAGAGGAAGGCUUCUGCUACUCUCUUCCAUGGCAGUGAAUGAUCUCCUCCCAGGACUGGACAUCACCUGGUUGCUUGUUUUAGUAAACUCCUUAUCCCAGAAGGCUGAGGUGAAACCUUCAUUUAGAGAUGCACUGUACCUGCAAAUAUUCUGUUACUACUUAAAUCUCCUUCAUUCUCUCUCAUUGUUUGUGUCCUAGUGAUAGCUACAUUAUUUCAGACGGAUUCCCUCAACUCCAGUGUUUUCACUUCUACCGUCAGUGUUUGCUUUAUUUCAUAAGGCUUUCAUAAGGCUGAUAAUUUUAACAGUAACAGCCCUAUGAUUAAAAAAAAGACUCAAGGGCUAUCAACAGAACACAAGUCUCCAAAUCAGCCUGAUAACUGUACAGAUGUGUGUUUCUCUGUGUUGGUGCCAUGUUUACAAAAAUAUGUUGAUUUACAAUAUUGACAUAUUUCACAAGAAAAUGUUGUUUGUGGACUGAAUUAUUGGCUGGAGUGUGAAGCAUUGCUGCAUUUCUAGCUUAUUCUUUAGCACUGUAGGUAAGGCAAGGAGUAAUAUGAAAUAUAAGUAUGUAUAAAAAUAUGUGUAAAUUGAUUUAUGUUGGUUUGCAUUGUGCUCUUACAUUCUAAAAUUGUUACCUUUGUAUUGAAUCAUUUGUUCUUCAAUGUUCAGUUUAAACCAGAAUUCAGAUUCCUUUAUUGUUUGUUUAAUUUUGUUUGCUUUUCAUAAUGAAAUGUGGUGAAAAUUGGAUUCCAGCUCCAGCUUUGUUAAGACUGGAGAACAUGCAAUGGAUGUGUAAAUGAAUCCGCUGCUGCCACCCAGCUGAUUUCACAGCUGUAAGUGCUGACUCUACUCCCUCCAAACUAUUUGACCAGUCAUAUCAGGAGAAUCAUAGGUGUAACUAAUAACAGUAACAAUGGUUCCGGCUCUUAUACUGUAUGUGUGCCAGUAAUUCAUGUCAGUGGUUCAGCAUGCAGAGCACCAGGGUCCUUACACCUGAACACCUAAACAGGAUGCAGCCCUAAUUAAUGUUAUUAGUUAGAGAAAGGUCUGCUAUCACCCAGCAAACAUCCAGGCAUGGCAGAUCAGGGAGUGGAGUUGGAUAAAAACUGAUGCCCAGUGACAUGUUUUUUUGUUUGUUUGUUUUUCAGGUGAAUGUUGAUGGGGAAAGUACAAUGU